CACCACAGACCAUCCACCAUACACUGCACUCCACUUUCUCUAUUGACUAUUGUUUUGGAAUUUGCAUUUUACAUUAUUAAUCUCAUGUGAAAUCUGGCAAAAAUUAAUAUUAUUUUAAUCUUAUCUCAAUAAUGUGCGCUUGAUCGUUCAUGAAAUCGUCGUCAACAGAAUAUCAUCAUCAUAUCUUAGUGUAAUGCCUGUCAAUUCACUAAAGCGUAACAGUGGCUGGGGAUAUAAUUUAUUGUAAUUCUUUUCCGCUUUAAAUGUAAUUCGGUGCUUACAAUGGAGGAUUAUAAGUUUCUGUUCAAAGUUGUGUUGGUCGGGAACGCGGGCGUCGGGAAGACGUGUCUCGUGAGGAGGUUCACGCAAGGCCUGUUCCCGCCCGGCCAGGGGGCCACGAUCGGCGUCGACUUCAUGAUCAAGACCGUGGAGGUAGAUGGAGAGAAAGUGAAGUUGCAAAUAUGGGACACGGCGGGCCAGGAAAGGUUCAGAUCUAUAACUCAGAGCUACUACAGAUCGGCACACGCUCUUAUCCUAGUGUACGACAUAUCUUGCCAGCCGACGUUCGACUGCUUGCCUGAUUGGUUGCGAGAAAUAGAGGAGUAUGCUAAUAAUAAGGUUUUAAGAAUAUUAGUGGGUAAUAAAACGGACAGAGAAGACAGGGAGAUCCCCCGACACAUAGGCGAGGACUUUGCACAGAGGCAUGGGAUGUACUUUUUGGAGACUUCGGCAAAGGAAGCUGAGAAUGUUGAACGACUGUUUAUGGAGAUAGCUGUAGAAUUAAUGGAGCAAGCAAAAUGCAAGGAGCUGCCCAAGUAUGACGGAAGCCUGGGCCCCAUCAAUGGCAAGUCUUCAUCCGUGGGCGACAGCUCUUGCUGUCUCCGCUCCUAGACGUUACGAAUUUAUCUCAACAUGGCGUAGGUACUGGUUCUGUCGUACAGCUGACCUAAAACAACUAAGUUUAGUCAACGUUUUACACUAAAUUCUACCUUCAUUAGUUACACACUAAACUUAUUUGCACACAUGUAGUAUAGCAGGCGUUAUUUUGCGGAAGUCCAUGAUAUACAAGGAACCAAAAGCUUAAUUUGCUAUAAUCCGCGAAACCAAACAAAUCUGUUUGAUACAACAUGCACCGCCCGCCCUCCCACUGAUAAACAUGUAGGAAAAGCCAGCCACCAAGCAAGGCGGUGCAUGUUGCAGCAUACAGAUUAGUUUAGCGGAUUAUAGAAAAUUAAGCUUUUGGUUCCUUGUUUAUUUGAAUACUUUAGUGGAAAAUGGUUGUAUAUAUUUGCUGGUUAUCUGUUGUGUUAAAAUAUCAGAUGGUAGUGUGACAGUUGCGCCGAUUCUGUUGUCUUUCUUCUACAAUAAACUUGAGUAUCUGCAUCUUUUCU
Messenger RNA from Maniola jurtina (meadow brown), 1391 nucleotides. It is a transcript of the gene Rab30, whose product is annotated as ras-related protein Rab-30. The transcript is spliced from 4 exons. Gene Ontology annotation, cellular component: trans-Golgi network. The record is from RefSeq and is a predicted model, not a curated record. Gene Ontology annotation, molecular function: GTP binding; GTPase activity. The coding region runs from base 283 to 891 and encodes 202 amino acids. NCBI's taxonomy places the organism in Eukaryota, Metazoa, Arthropoda, Insecta, Lepidoptera, Nymphalidae.